AUGGAGUUAGGAUUAAUAAACGCCUCUUUAAAAGAGGUGGAGACGUUUAAUGUCUUAAAUGGGACUACUUCUCAACCAGUGCCUGAUACGCCUCCCCCGCCAGGUUUCUAUGGAGACACGCGAGUGCUCCUGAUGAAAAUCGUAACACCUAUUAUCAUCACGUGGGGGACGUUUGGAAACAUACUGACAAUUCAAGUGUUACUCGGACAAAUGAAAAAGAUUUCCUCUACGUCUAUGUACCUGCUUGCGCUCGCUGUCUCAGAUCUGUGUCUCUUAUGGACAUCACCUUUUAGAGGUUGGAUGAAGUACAUGUGGGAUUUAGAUCUAAGAUAUCUAACAGAUGCUGGCUGUAAAAUUCAUCUAUACUUCUCAUAUACUUUCAUUCACUUCUCAUCAUGGAUAUUGGUAGCUGUUACUUUGGAACGGGCUAUAGGUGUCAUCGCUCCACACAAGGUAAAGUUGUGUUGCACUUCAAGAAACGCUGGAAUGGUUAUCGUCUGCAUUUUUGUUAUAAUAUUUGGAAUUGAUUUAGUGAUUCCAAUUAUUUCGUCUAUUGAUGGAUAUCAGCCUUUGGAAGGUCAGGCUCCUGUGUUAUGCGCACCAUCGACAAAAGAGUUUACAGCUUUUCGGGACAAUAUUUGGCUAUGGAUGGACCUCACGCUCUCAUUUCUUUUACCUUUCUCGUGCUUAUUCAUUGGAAAUGUGUCAAUUGUUUGGCAUUUACACAAAGCACGGAAUAUUCAACGCAAGUGUACCAUGUCGACCUCGAAAGGAAAAGUCGGCUACCGAAGGAGACGCAGCAUGCUGUCAGUUUCAGUUCUCAUGGUUGCGCUCUGUCUUAUUUUCUUUUUGACGAUGACACCCGUGGCAGUUUUCCAAAUCUAUUACCCAUACCGACAUGAGCAAAUUAUAGAGAUGUUUUAUGUAGAUCCAUUCGCAGCCUGGGAAAGUUAUCAAUAUUUAUUACUACAACAUGACAUUGUCAACUUAAUCAGUUACACUAAUGCGGCAUUUAACUUUAUCUUAUAUGUAUUCAGCGGCACGAAAUUUCGUGCAGAACUAAAAGCUGUGUUGUGUCACUCUUCAAAAAGGCAGAACACAAGUACCCUGUUUGAAUCUUCAAAGCAGUCGAUGACAAAAAUGCACUCGAAAUCAAUCAUAAUAAACAAUUUGAAAACAACGUUGCCGGAAAGAAAAUCGACAAGCUAUGAACAGAUUAUUUCAGGAUCGCUCGAGAAAAUCAAAAGAAAUAACGUUGAUAGCUACCACAACACAUUGUAUCCCAGCAAAGGAGAAGAUAAUCUAGUAUUUACCACGGACGAUGGUAUAAGUUCACUUUCAUCGAUUUUUGCGAAACAUGUGGACAAAGAUUCUGAUAUUGAAUAUUCGGAUAUUGACGACAAUAACGAAAGUACGGAUGACGUUUUCGCGGAUUAUGAAAUUAUAUUUUCAGGUGAUCCAAAGUAUGAUAUAAAAAUUGGAGGCAAAGAGAUGAACGGAUUUAUACUUCAUUUGUAG
This is a messenger RNA of Ruditapes philippinarum (Manila clam), 1518 nucleotides long. Its product is annotated as cysteinyl leukotriene receptor 2-like. The record is from RefSeq and is a predicted model, not a curated record. NCBI's taxonomy places the organism in Eukaryota, Metazoa, Mollusca, Bivalvia, Venerida, Veneridae. The transcript has a single exon. Bases 1 to 1518 code for a protein of 505 amino acids. Gene Ontology annotation, cellular component: plasma membrane. Gene Ontology annotation, molecular function: G protein-coupled receptor activity. Gene Ontology annotation, biological process: G protein-coupled receptor signaling pathway.